Messenger RNA from Macrosiphum euphorbiae (potato aphid), 993 nucleotides. The record is from the annotation of a GenBank genome assembly. NCBI's taxonomy places the organism in Eukaryota, Metazoa, Arthropoda, Insecta, Hemiptera, Aphididae.
AUGGAGUCUUACGAAGGCGCCGGGUGCGUCGAUUGUUAUCGAGAACACUGCAGGCAGCAAACGCCUUCGGUGCCGGUCACGACAACCGUGUCAGACCGCCGGACGCCGUCGCUACAGAUGAACCGCUGCCAAACUGCCCCUAGGAGAUUCGAUUUCACCCGCCGUUCGUGUCGACUUUUUAUCGCCGGUUCGUUCGUCAUCGGACUGAUCUUGGUGCCCUGCGCUAUGUCCGCACCCGCCAAACCGUCAAAGUCUCCGUCGCCACCGCCGCCGAGCCCGAUCGUCGCAACCGGCACGCCGUUCUGGCACAACCCGUGUGGCACGGUGUUGACUUAUGACGGCAGUGGCGGAGGCGCCACUGGCGCCAUGAUGAGCAGCGCCGUCAGCCACGACAUUAUGAUGGAAGCGGAACCGGAAUCGGAUUCGGUGAUGCGGCGCGAAGAGGACAUCAUCCACGGCAUUGUCGUGGCCGCCGGUCAGGCCCUGACGCACGUCGAACAGUUCACCGGUGCUUUUGUGGUCGAAACGUUUCACGUCGACGUCAAGAAAAAUCACGACCACUGGAAAGGCAUCAAACUCGACUGGCUCGAGCUGUCCAAGUACAUGCCUAAAGCGCUGGACGUGCCUCUCAGCAAGUCCUAUCUGGCCAGUCUGACGUUCAGGGACGUACUGCACGCCGUGUACGUCGGUAUGCAAAACUUGGCUGUGGGUCUAGAACAAGUGGCUUUGGACCAGGACCGGGAGAUGCUCCCGUACGCCAAGUACUUCAACGAGACCACUUUGAAACUGAGAACUAUCCUGUGUGAGGUUUCAAUGGCAAUUUACGAAAUCAACGAUACGCCGGAAUCGCACGUGUCCAGGGACAUCAUGCCGAUGGAGUCGAGGAUUUCGCGUGACAAUCAGUCGCUCAGGGACUGGCUGAUACUGCGUGAGUACAUGACCAGCCUACAAUACGUGAUCGAGGCUUUUGGGUACCUGAAAACGAAAAGAUAA